CCAGACAAGCGAUUUCUGGGUUCUAGCAUUUACAAACGCAAGCUAGCUUUGGAAAUUAACAUAUUUCCACAGCACCAAUUCUGGGACAGAGAGUUUGGACAAAACCCCACCGAGAAAAUGAGCGAGACGAGGCCGGUGCCGAGGAGGGAGAGCCCAUGGGGGAUGUCGGAGGGAGAUCACAAGCAGCCAAAGGCACAUCGCUGCAAUGAUCGAGCCGAGGACGUGAUUCAAGCUUGUUUCGAGGGAAACCCUUUCAAGACAGUGCCAGGACCAUUUAAGCUCUUCUGGGAAUGCAUGCGCUCCAAACCCGGAGAGGAACCAACAGAUCCUUACACUUACUUGCAGAUUGAUGCUCCAAAAAGAGAGGUGAAGCUUGAGUAAAGAAGAAGCAUGCUGGCGCCACUUUCCAUUUGUAAUUCAUUUCCAUUUUUUGCAGACGGUGAUGUGAAUUGUCAAGGCUCAUUUCCUUUGUUUUUUUUUUAGCUUUUAUGGAUACUGCAAAAUGUUGGUCCUUGGAUCUAACAGUUGGUAACCUUUCCCUUUCGUCUUUGGAUAAUAAUGAUAUAAAGAUUAGCAGCUGUUACAACCACAUCGAUUCUGCUUUAAGAAUAAGAAAUCUAUCCCUUCCAUUAAGAC
Molecule: messenger RNA, 636 nt
Organism: Linum tenue
Lineage: Eukaryota; Viridiplantae; Streptophyta; Magnoliopsida; Malpighiales; Linaceae
Source: the annotation of a GenBank genome assembly